Molecule: messenger RNA, 2439 nt
Organism: Eimeria mitis
Lineage: Eukaryota; Apicomplexa; Conoidasida; Eucoccidiorida; Eimeriidae
Exons: 11
Coding region: 1-2439 (812 amino acids)
Source: RefSeq, a predicted model, not a curated record
AUGCCUCUUCCUCCUUCUUGCGGUGUAUGUACAGGCCAAGAGUGUCCCGAACUCCACCAGGAGCGCCGCUGCUACCUCACGUCUUGCGCUUCGGACUGUCAAGUGAGCGAGUGGACCGAGUGGUCUGCAUGCGGGGCUUCGUGUGGCGGGGGCCAGCAGACACGCCAGCGCAGCGUCUUGUCUCCCGCUGUAGAAGACGGAGAGCCGUGCCCCGAGCUGCUGGAGACGAGGGAGUGCAACACCUUUUCGUGCGACGGUGGCUGUCACUUGGGCGACUGGAGCGAAUGGACAGAAUGCAGCAAGCCAUGCGAGGGAGGAAGCAAGACCAGAACAAGAACAGUUCACGCCCUCGAGCCAGACACAGACUGUCCCCCCAGCACGCAAACAGCUCCCUGCAAUCUGCAUGACUGUGAAGACGGAGAGCCGUGCCCCGAGCUGUUGGAGACGAGAGAGUGCAACACCUUUUCGUGCGACGGUGGCUGUCACUUGGGCGACUGGAGCGAAUGGACAGAAUGCAGCAAGCCAUGCGAGGGAGGAAGCAAGACCAGAACAAGAACAGUUCACGCCCUCGAUCCAGACACAGACUGUCCCCCCAGCACGCAAACAGCUCCCUGCAAUCUGCACGACUGUGCCAUUGACUGCGUCGCCACUGAGUGGGGCCACUGGUCGCCAUGCAACGUGCCUUGCGGUGUUGGGACCCAGCGAAGGAUGAGGGAAGUGCUGGAGGCUCCCAAGGGGGCUGGAGAACCGUGUCCCCCUCUGGACCAGAUCCGGCCGUGCGACCGCGGCCCCUGCAAGGUGGAUUGCAUCCUUACCAUUGACUGCGUCGCCACUGAGUGGGGCCACUGGUCGCCAUGCAACGUGCCGUGCGGUGUUGGGACCCAGCGGAGGAUGAGGGAAGUGCUGGAGGCUCCCAAGGGGGCUGGAGAACCGUGUCCCCCUCUCGACCAGAUCCGGCCGUGCGACCGCGGCCCCUGCAAGGUGGACUGCAUCCUUAGUGAGUGGUCUGCCUGGACCGAGUGCUCCCACCCCUGCGGCCUGGGCGAGCAGCGGAGAACCCGCCACGUCAUUCAGGUUCCCAGCGAUGCGGGAAGCCCUUGCGGUGCUUUGGAGGAGACGAGGCCCUGCGGCGGCCACUGCGCCCCCAAGUGCAUCCUCAGCGACUGGACGGAGUGGGCGUCCUGCAGCGCCCUGUGUCAGCAGUUAUGGAAUGCUUUGGAGGAGACGAGGCCCUGCGGCGGCCACUGCGCCCCCAAGUGCAUCCUCAGCGACUGGACGGACUGGGCGUCCUGCAGCGCCUUGUGUCAGCAGGUUGGAGCGACAAACCCCACGACGACGCGAAGCCGUGUGGUGCUUCUGGAGGCCCCAGACUGCCCGAACCCUUCUAGCCUGACGGAGUCUGUGCUUUGCUCCUCCCUGGGUUUCCGUUGUGACGUGGGAGCGACAAACCCCACGACGACGCGAAGCCGCGUGGUGCUUCUGGAGGCCCCAGACUGCCCGAACCCCUCUAGCCUGACGGAGUCUGUGCUUUGCUCCUCCCUGGGUUUCCGUUGCGACGUUGACUGUCAAGUGGGGCCUUGGUCUCAGUGGUCUGCCUGCAGCAGGCCGUGCGGGGGCGGCACCCGCCGGCGCACCCGCGAGAUAACGCGCGUGCCGCAGGGGAACGGCAAGGCCUGCGGAGAGCUGGCUGAAGAAGCACCGUGCGCCACGACGCCCUGUGAAGAGAUGGCAGGACAGGCAGUGCCGGAGUGCGUCUGGGGGGAGUGGUCUGAGUACGGCCCCUGCGAUGCCACCUGCGGGGCCGGCCGCCGAAGAUCCACCCGUGUUGUCCUUGCCUUUCCUAAAGACGCCAGCGGCAGAGUGAUGCAGAACCUUUGUACAGACUCCGAACGGUUUGAAGCGUGUCAGGGACCGCCGUGCCGUGACUGCAUGGGGCGCCUGGAGCAGCUGCACCGCCACAUGUGGGGGAGGCCAGCAGCAGCGGCAGCGCUCAGUGGUGAGGCGGGCAGCCAACGGCGGUCGAGAGUGUCCCGUGCUUACGGAGACCCAAGUAUGCGGGUCAUAUCCCUGUCCGACGGACUGCGAGAUGUCCCCUUGGAGCGAGUGGUCUACGUGUUCCGCCCCCUGUGGAGAGGGGCAGAUGUUCCGCUCCCGGCGAAUCACCUCAGCCGCCUCCGUGGAUCCUCCAGGACUGGCCUGUGGCGCCACGCGAGAGGAAGCCGCCUGCUUUUCUCCUGCGGGUCCCUGCCCGUCGGACUGCGAGCUGGGGGAUUGGAGCGAGUGGAGCGACUGCUCCGCUCUAUGCGGCGGCGGCACCCGACAGAGGUUUCGCAGCGUAGAAGCGUUCGAGGUGGGGGGAGGCAGACCCCUGGGGGAUUGGAGCGAGUGGAGCGACUGCUCCGCUCUAUGCGGCGGCGGCACCCGACAGAGGUUUCGUAG